Iphiclides podalirius (scarce swallowtail) is the source of this 2988-nucleotide messenger RNA. The record is from the annotation of a GenBank genome assembly. Lineage: Eukaryota; Metazoa; Arthropoda; Insecta; Lepidoptera; Papilionidae.
AUGUCGCUUCCACCUCUUGUUUGCAACACACCACCGCCACCUGAUCAGUGUGAGGAUGAUAAAGACCCCGAAGAUUUUGAUUUAAAUUACAAUUUAUCUCAAGAUGAUGAAGACAGUAAUGGGUAUGAUUUUCAAACCUAUCCGAAUUAUGAUGUUUAUGAACCUUCAAAAUCAGAAACUUUACAUGAAAGCCACUGGCCUCCUACUCUUACAAAUCCUUUUGAAAAUAUCUUAACAGACAAUUUAAAUGAAGUAAUUAAAGAGACUGAACAUGUUACACCAAUUUUAAAUGUUUUAAGUGAAAAAUUGACUUUGGAUGAUGUGACAGUUGAAGAUUUAAAUUUAGAGAUAAGUCAGGACCACUUAAAUACCCAGAUGCACUUAGAAAAUGAAAUAGAGAAAAAAGACCCUGAUAUUACUUCUUGUGAAUUUACAGAAAAUACUGUUCAUAAAGCCAUCAAGGAAACUGAUAUUGUUGCAACAGAUUUUAAUAUUAUACAUGAUGAAAGUAUCUGUAGUUUAGACACUUCAGAUAAUCCUUCACAAGUUAAUAAUGAGAAUUUUAAUUCAAAAUCUCAAGAAUUUAAUGGAAGUAUAUUUCAUGAGAUUAAUUCUAAAGAUUCUAAAAAAUCUGAAAACUGUGACUCACCUGCCAAAGCCACUUUUGAGAAAGUUUCGGAAAGUUCUUUUGAUGAAGAAAUAGAAAAUUUAGGAAAUAAAGAUCAAACUAUAGAUGAAAUUGGUGAUUUUGAUGAAUUCCAAUUUGUAAGCAAUAAUGAUAAUACAGAAUAUUAUGUAGAAACCAUUGAAAAUCCGUGGGUUGAUGAACCACAAACAAGUGCUGUUCAAGUUGGUGAAUUCAAAGCCAAUUUUGAUGAAAAUUAUGAAGAAAGUUCCAACAUAGACAAUCAGAUGAUAAAAAAUGAUAGCAUAGAUGAUGAUUUUGGAGAUUUUGACGAUUUCAAAUCAUGUGCUAAACAGUCUAGCCAAGAGGAAAAAGAUAGGAUUAACAAUAUGCUAUCAUCCAUUUAUAAUGAAGAAAUAUCAGAACCAGAGUCAGAGUUUGUGGGAAAACUAGAAUCAGUUCUUAAUGAGACUUGGGGCCAUUUAGUUGAUAUAGAUGCGAGACAGCCUUAUAUGGUAAAUUGGAAUAACUCUGUAGGACAAAAGAGCCUUUUGAAGGCUCUUUGUAUAGACUCAAGAAAUAUACUUUUUGGUCCUAAAUGGAAUUACAGCAUGCCCAAAUAUGCUGUUAACCUAAGUGCUGCUCCUCUUCAGCCACAAAAACCAAUAACAUCACCUGUGCCACAAGCAGACAUUCAGUAUUCUCAAAAAUCUGCAGUUAAGGAGACUGAUACAUGGUCGGAUCCCUUUUCAUCAAAUGGAGAAGAAUUCACAUAUGCUGAGGCCUUACUGUUAGACCUUGAACACUUAAUGGCUACUUUAGAUCAAAUGGCUCACAAACAUUCCACACUCAAAAUUUCAGAAUUGUUGUCACAUGCGUGCAGCAAUGAAAACGAAACCACUACGUCUGAGAGAAGAACUAACGACCUGGAAGUCUUCGAAAAAGUUAUGCCACCAAAAAUAGAUUCCGAAACGCCUCGCUCGAAAACAAUACAUUAUGAUAGCAGCCCACCGGUUAUGUUGACCCAAACUGUUGUGAACAACGAAAAUGUUGAUUCGAUUGCAAGACCCCAGUCACCCAUUACUGAGGGUGUGAAUAAUAUGGAAAAUAACAAUGAUUACUGGGAGUUCCAAGAUUUCAAGAGUACCGCCGAAUCGGUUAAGCCAUCAGCAGAUAAACAUGCUAUGGAACCAGUAACAGAAUUGGAAAAAAAAUCUGAAAAAGAAAAUAGUGUUAUGCCAAGUUGCACGAUCCCCUAUCAGCAAAAUCUUUUACAACCCAUAAAAGUUGAAACUGUUAUGCCGACUUUAAAUUGGCCGGAGCCUGGUGAAGUGAAGGAUUCUUUUGACGACUUUUCGGAUUUUGUAUCAAGUGCUCCCUGGGAAACCGCGGAAAAGAAUGUUAAAGCUGAUUUACAAGAAAGCAAAAUAAACACUACUGAAUUAGACAAAAGUAAUGAUACUACGAAUAACAGAUUCAGUAUCAACGUCGCGGAGAAUAACGAUGACGAAUUUGAAACAUUCCAAUCAGCCCCAAUAGUGCCUCAAUAUAACUCGAAAUCUAGGAAAAAUAGCAAUACCGAAAUAACAUAUCAACCAUCGACAAGCAAAACCACAGAUUUCGACACGUCAUUUUCGGAUUUUAGUAAAUAUAAUAGAGGUGAAAUAACACCAGCAAAUAGUACUAUUUUUAAGAAUAACUUAUCGAACGCGCCCAAUAUUCAUGUCGCUAACGUAUCCAGCGUAACGGACGGCUUCGUUACUAAUUCGCCGAUCCAUUCGAUGGAGAUGCCUAGUAUAUUGCAACCGCUACCAGCAAGUUCUAGUGGCGUAUCAAGAGUUCAAAACAACUCUGGCCAAAUUUUACAACCGUUGUCUCUAGAAAGUUAUUCACAGAUCAACUGGCCGAAUCCAGGAAUCGAUUUACAAGAUCUAUCUCGAUUCAACCCCGUCGAAACACUUCCAUCCUUGAAGAGCGAGCCAAGUGCUUACAGUCAGAACAAAGUCAGUUCACCUGCCCAUACUGAGAGUACUUCUACUCGUAACGAAAUUCAAGAUGACGAUAUUUGGGGAGAUUUUGUGUCAAGUAAACCUAAGCAACAAAUCCCAGCCACAAAGAAACCGCCAACGUUCGGGGACGAAGACGAAUGGACUGAAUUCGUAUCUAGUCCAAAUGUGAAACCACAAAACGGUUUGAACACAAUUAGUCUAAACGUACACACUAAUUUGAGCAUGCAAAAGUCGACCAACUUAAAUAAAUUAAAUAAGAAAAACAAUCAAAUAUCCCUAGACAUUCCGACUUUAAACUAUAUUACACCAAAAACAAAUCGAAAGACAUAUAACGACAAGCAUUUCCAAAAUUUA